AUGGAUUUAACUAAAAUGGGUAUGAUCCAGCUCCAGAACCCCAACCACCCCACUGCCCUGCUGCAGAAGGCCAACCAGAUGCGUCUGGCCGGGACUCUGUGUGACGUGGUCAUCAUGGUAGACAGCCAGGAGUUCCACGCUCACCGGACUGUGCUAGCCUGCACCAGCAAAAUGUUUGAGAUCCUCUUCCACCGCAGCAGCCAGCAUUACACCCUGGACUUUCUUUCACCAAAGACUUUUCAGCAGAUUUUGGAGUAUGCUUACACUGCCACGCUACAGGCCAAGGUGGAGGACUUAGAUGACCUUCUGUAUGCAGCGGAGAUCCUGGAAAUUGAGUACUUGGAGGAGCAAUGCCUCAAGAUCCUGGAAACGAUCCAGUCCUCGGAUGAGAAUGACGUGGAGGUUAACGUUAAUGACGGGAGCACAGAGGAGGAUGACGAGCGCAAAGGCCACAAUGGAGCCAAGAACUCAAAACAGCAUUCCACGGAGAGCCCCUAUCUGUCAGGUACCCAGCAGGUCUCCACCAUGUCCGGCAUGGUGGACCAGAGUCCCUCGGUCUCCACUUCCUUCGGCGUCUCCACCCUGAGUCCCACCAAAGCUGCUGUGGACAGCCUGAUGAGCAUCGGCCAGUCUCUGCUCCAGCAGGGCUUCGGCGCUGAACAAAUUGUCCAUGGCAACUCCCACCACCUGAUGACUGAGAUCAAGACUGAAAUGAUGCAAGUGGACAUGGGCGGCAACGGCCACGACAGCCCCCAGAACAUGGAGUCCAGUGCCUCCAGCAACGGAGAGCGAAGCGGGGAGGACAGGAACCGAGAUGGUCCCGGAACACCGACCAGGAGCAGCGUAAUCACCAGUGCCCGCGAGCUGCAUUACGUCCGCGACGAAGGCAUGGGUGACCAUCAAGCUGAAGUCAGCCAGAUGGGGCUGGAAGCAAUGGCUGGAAUGACGGAGAAACACCUGGCCUCGCUUUACGCCCUACCUGUCAAUCACAAAUCAGAUGCCAUCAUGUCAAUGCCGGCAUCCAUGGCCUCCGCUCUCCCCAUGUCCCCAGCCCUGGCUAUGUCUAUGGACUUCAGUGCCUACGGGGGACUCCUGCCUCAGAGCUUCAUCCAGAGAGAAUUCUUCAGCAAGCUCGGGGAGCUGGCAGUGGGCAUGAAACCAGACGGCAGGAACCAGCACGAGCGCUGCAAUGUUUGCGGUGCAGAAUUGCCAGACAACGAAGCUGUGGAGCAGCACAGGAAGAUGCACAGUGGAAUGAAGACCUACGGCUGUGAGCUGUGUGGGAAGAGCUUCCUGGACAGCCUCCGUCUACGGAUGCAUUUGCUGUCUCAUUCAGCUGGUGAGAAGGCCAUCGUUUGCGACCAGUGUGGCGCCCAGUUCCAGACAGAGGAAUCCCUGGAGGCUCACCGACAGAUCCACACCGGUUCGGACAUGGCCAUCUUUUGCCUGCUUUGUGGGAAGCGUUUCCAGACCCAGACGGCACUGCAGCAGCACAUGGAGGUCCACGCCGGCGUUCGCAGCUACAUCUGCAGUGAAUGCAACCGGACUUUCCCCAGCCAUACUGCACUCAAGCGUCACCUACGCUCACACACAGCGGGGGACCAUCCAUUUGAAUGCGAGUUCUGCGGGAGCUGCUUCCGAGACGAGAGCACGCUGAAGGGCCACAAGCGCAUCCACACCGGGGAGAAGCCCUAUGAAUGUAACGGCUGUGGGAAGAAGUUCAGCCUCAAGCACCAGCUGGAAACCCACUACCGUGUGCACACAGGUGAGAAGCCAUUCGAGUGCAAGCUGUGCCACCAGCGAUCCAGGGACUACUCGGCCAUGAUCAAGCACCUGCGCACCCACAAUGGCGCCUCGCCCUACCAAUGCACCAUCUGCCUGGAGUACUGCCCCAGCCUGUCAGCCAUGCAGAAGCACAUGAAAGGCCACAAGCCUGAAGACAUCCCCCCAGACUGGCGCAUAGAGAAGACCUACCUAUACCUCUGCUACGUCUGAGACCGGGAGA
This is a messenger RNA of Seriola dumerili (greater amberjack), 2005 nucleotides long. It is a transcript of the gene zbtb16a, whose product is annotated as zinc finger and BTB domain containing 16. The transcript has 6 exons. Gene Ontology annotation, molecular function: protein binding; RNA polymerase II cis-regulatory region sequence-specific DNA binding; DNA-binding transcription factor activity, RNA polymerase II-specific. The coding region runs from base 1 to 1995 and encodes 664 amino acids. Gene Ontology annotation, biological process: regulation of transcription by RNA polymerase II. Gene Ontology annotation, cellular component: nucleus. The record is from RefSeq and is a predicted model, not a curated record. Lineage: Eukaryota; Metazoa; Chordata; Actinopteri; Carangiformes; Carangidae.